This is a messenger RNA of Acanthoscelides obtectus, 1024 nucleotides long. The record is from the annotation of a GenBank genome assembly. NCBI's taxonomy places the organism in Eukaryota, Metazoa, Arthropoda, Insecta, Coleoptera, Chrysomelidae.
UUGUAUUAUGAUUUUUGAAAACGUCGAAAACCAACCAAAACCGAAAAAAUGUUCAAUAAUAUAAGGAAUAUGCUUUUUUCAAGAGCUUGCAAAUCUUUGUUGUGUUUUAGUCUAAGCAAAAACAUAGUUACUUUAUCUCGAUCAAAGAUUCACCGUGUUGUUUUAUGCAACAGUUAUUUGUAUAACCUAGAAACAAAUCGACUCAAAAGUAAAGCAGGUAAAAGCAAACUGAAUCAGGGAGAGUUUGAGACAGACAGUACAGGAGAAAAGUCAGAGGACGAUUUUUUGACUACCGUUAAGGACAGGAACACAAAAACCCUGAAAGUUGAUGUUCCCUCACUCAGGUUUGAUGCCAUACUAAAAGCAGGACUAGGUCUGUCCAGAAACAAAAUUGAAGCUUUGUUCUAUGAGAGUAGAGUGAGACUCAAUGGGGAAAAGGUUCUAAAGAAAAGUAUUGCUGUUCAAGAGGAUGAUGAAAUAGAUGUGAUAAAAGGUUAUAUAAUGAAAUAAAUAUAGCCAGAAUGUGAAGGUGAUACGUCCAUAAAUAAUAAAUUUUGUGAAAUCAGGAAUGUAUAUCCUGAUUGUCAAUAAAAACCAUGAGCAUAGAUUUCUGCAUCUUUGGAGUAUGCCUUUUUGGAAUCUUGACAGAAGACUAUGAACGGAUUAUUUUAUUUUAUGAAUUUUUUUUUUAAAUGUAAACGACCAUGUGCUUCAUAUUGGUGCACACUCUGUUUUCUGCACAGACCAUGUGUCCCUAUGUGGUCACAGUCAAAGGUAAUGUUUCAAGUCAUAUGGGUCUAAUAGGGGUUAUAAAUAAAUACCUGGUUCAGAAGCAAAUUUCAAAACUUUAGCGCUGAUCGUUAAUGUGUAAAAGAAAAGGUCGUCCUGAUUUACAUUAAUUUAAAAAAGAUUGUUUUGGAAAGUACAAAGUGGUUCUCUCUAUUGUGAGUUUUGAAUAAAACGAAUAUUUCUUGAGUUUGUUUUUGUGUUAAAAAGGGAAUUAUAAAAGGAAGGGUUUGUAUAG